GUGUCAGCUGACCGGCUUCAGCCUCUGUCUAGCCUCCGGGCCAGGGUCGCAGCCGUUGCGGAAAGAGAUGACGGGGGAGCGAUCGGGCACAGCGCUCCUGGACAGACUCUGGGGACCGCGGAUGCUGUCCUUCUGGGGAGUUCGUAGGGUGUUUGCCCCGAUCUUCCCGCUGCUGCUGUCUCUGGCAGGAUUCGGGGCUGGGGCUGAGAAUGACUUCGACCUGUUUAUCCUCCUGUGGCAGGUGCAGCCGCUGGUGACCAUGGAGCAACUGCUGUGGGUGAGCGGGAAACAGAUCAGCUCAGUGGACACAUUCCGCAUCCCGCUCAUCACAGCCACUUCCCGGGACACUCUCCUUGCCUUUGCUGAGGCCAGAAAAAAGUCCUCAUCCGACGAAGGGGCCAAAUUCAUUGCUCUGCGGAGGUCCACGGACCAGGGCUGCACAUGGUCCCCUACAGCAUUCAUUGUAGAUGACGGGGAAUCCAGCGAUGGGCUGAACCUUGGGGCAGUGGUGAACGAUGUUGAGACAGGAGUGGUAUUUCUUUUCUACUCCCUCUGUGCUCACAAGGUCAGCUGCCAGGUGACCUCCACCAUGUUGAUAUGGAGUAAGGAUGAUGGUGUUUCCUGGAGUCCACCCCGGAAUCUCUCCCUGGAUAUCGGCACUGAGAUGUUUGCCCCUGGACCUGGCUCUGGCAUUCAGAAACAGUGGGAGCCACGGAAAGGCCGACUCAUCGUGUGUGGUCAUGGGACACUGGAGAAGGAUGGUGUCUACUGUCUCCUCAGUGAUGACCAUGGCGCCUCCUGGCACUAUGGAAGUGGGGUCAGUGGCAUCCCCUAUGGCCAGCCCAAGCAGGAGAAAGACUUCAACCCUGAUGAAUGCCAGCCUUAUGAGCUCCCAGAUGGCUCAGUUGUCAUCAACGCCCGGAACCAGAACAACUACCACUGCCACUGCCGGAUCAUCCUCCGCAGCUAUGACGCCUGUGAUACACUGAGGCCCCGGGAUGUGACCUUUGAUCCUGAGCUUGUGGACCCUGUGGUAGCUGCAGGAGCUGUAACCACCAGUUCCGGCAUUAUCUUCUUCUCCAACCCGGCUCAUCCAGAAUUCCGAGUGAACCUGACUCUGCGAUGGAGCUUCAGCAAUGGUACCUCAUGGCAGAAAGAGAAGGUCCAGCUAUGGCCAGGGCCCAGUGGCUAUUCAUCCCUGGCAGCCUUGGAGGGCAACGUGGAUGGAAAGAAGCAGGCCCCUCAGCUCUACAUCCUGUAUGAGAAAGGCCGGAACCACUAUACAGAGAGCAUCUGCCUGGCCAAAGUCAGCAUCUAUGGGACUCUCUGAGCUGUACCCCUGCUUCAGGGGUAAAGGCCUGGAACUCCUACACGAGUCUGUAUAGGAUCUGCUGGAGACGCCUAAAAGACAGUUCCACCUUCCUUUAGACUCUAGCCUUUUGCAAAAUCGACUUCUCUUUGACAGGGAAAUCACUCAGGACUAAAAGCCUGGAUUCAUCUCCCACACAGGAAGUCCUGCACCCACCUGGUAGCAGUUCCUUUCAACAUCGCCGGGCAUGGGCCCUAUCCUUUGUGCCCUCCCAGGACAGUGAUUCGUCCUUUUUUGGACAGGGCGAGGUGGGCCUGUGGAAUUGAAUAAAUGUGAACUCAGGGAAGUGGGGAACGCUGAGCUUUCUCUUUGGGUUGGGGGAAGGUACUGGCUUUGAAGAGUGCUAGUGAAAGUCCCAGGAGGGCAGGAUAUUUGGUUUCAAGGUAAGGAACUAGGUGUACCACUCCCCUUGGCUAUUUAUGAAUCAAAAUGUUUGCAACUUAAAGUUUUUAAUGAAGGAGAAUGCACAUUUGAAGAGU
Molecule: messenger RNA, 1848 nt
Organism: Cynocephalus volans (Philippine flying lemur)
Lineage: Eukaryota; Metazoa; Chordata; Mammalia; Dermoptera; Cynocephalidae
Gene: NEU1
Product: neuraminidase 1
Exons: 6
Coding region: 68-1330 (420 amino acids)
Biological process (GO): ganglioside catabolic process; oligosaccharide catabolic process
Cellular component (GO): intracellular membrane-bounded organelle; cytoplasm; membrane
Molecular function (GO): exo-alpha-sialidase activity
Source: RefSeq, a predicted model, not a curated record